UAGAGAGUUAAACGAAUGGCACGUCGGCUCCGCUUGCAUUUUGCGUCAAGGAGAAGCAACACGGACCCUCUGUCAGAGAGCCUCAGCAGCCAUGGUGAAGAGAGUGGACUCAGUGUUUCAGCUCAAAGCCCCACAGAGAGUCUGGCGCACAGUUCUGUCCACUUGAAGGUGACUCCUCUGUCACCAGACGAUGGUAAUUUACAGCGUUACUCCUCAGUAUUCAUACCCAGGGUUAACACUGGAGGAUGUAGUAAAAAAAGUGUUCUGCAGAUUUCGCUGCAACCCUGUGGCAAGCUCAGCGGAGAGCUGGAUGGCAGUAUAGAGGAUGGAGAACCCGGGGGUGGUGAAGGAGGAGCAGGUACUGGCUCUGACGGAGGCUCGUGCAGCAGCAGCAUGGCCAGCGAUGCCGGGUACUGUAGCAGUAACAGCAUCUUUGAGCCAGAGGCUUCAGAAAAGCACAGGACCACCCAGGAGAGGAGUCUACUCUGCCGCAAGUCCAAGGUCCCGUUGAGACGGUGCUCCUCCUUGGUUAUAUUUCCAAAGAGCCCCUGCAGCACUCCACCUGCUUCCCCAGUCAGUCCAGUGGCUCUACCUGUUCUCCCACCAGCGAGGGGUUCUCAUCAGCCAUCUUUUCAGACAUCUGCCGGUGAAUUUUCACAGGAUGAUGAGGAAAUGACUUGCAAAGGGUCCACCACCACAGCAGUAAGUGGCCAUCGUUUCUCAAAAGGAAGCUGUUCAGCCGAGUUUAGAGACACCAAACACAUGGUGCAAUUUAAUAUUCCUUUACAGGAUGAACCAAAAUACAAAACAGAGGACAGGAGUAAAGUGAUGGAACAGCCAUUAACACAAGACAGAUUAAAUCGUCACUCUAGCAGCGUGCUGCUGCACUUUGCUCACCAGAGACCAAUUACAUCUGGGAAAGGAGCUACAACCACAGCUACAGUCAAUGUGGAAUAUCCUGAGGCUCCUUACCCAGCUGCACAUCCUGAGGGUGAACAGGACCCUUGCAAAAAACUGUAUCGUAGUACCUCUGCUUGUUUGUUCUCCUCAGCUAAACCAACAGAGAAAAAAGUUUGUUCAUUAGGAAAAGGUCAGGAAAGGCCUGAGGAAACCCAUUGUCAUCGUGCCAUUCAAAGGAGCUUUUCCCUGGAGGUGCCCUACCCAAACACUGGAAUUUCAUGUCACGUUUCAAAUCCAAAACUCAGUAGUCCUUGCUCUCCACAUGUGCACAUUCAUCUGACUCCUUGCUGCCCAGCUAAGUUGCCCAGCUCUGUUACUGAUGUAAACACAAGCCACAAAGGGAAUAAUCAGACACGUGAUGACUUUCUCGGACAGGUGGAUGUUCCCUUAAAUCAGAUACCGACAGAAAAUCCUAACACAGAAAGGCCAUACACAUUCAAGGAUUUUCUGCUUCACCCACGAAGCCACAAGUCCAGAGUUAAGGGUCAUCUGCGUCUCAAAAUGACCUACCUGCCAAAAAACUCGGGUUCAGAGGAGGCAGAUCAGACCGAGGACACAGAUCCUGGUUGGGAGUUUCUGGAGUCUCAGGACAUGUCUGGUCCCAGAGAAAGCCAGCUGCUGCCUGCUCUGCCCCCUGGCUGGGAGGAGCGGCAGGACAACCUGGGAAGAACUUACUAUGUCAACCAUGAGAGCAGAACUACACAGUGGCAACGACCCACAAUGCAGGACAGUGAUUUGGAGACCCAAAGAAGACAGAACAAUAACACGGAGGGGGAGCACGCUUUCAUUACACGCAGACAGAUCUCAGACCACGAUGAAAACACCACACGAGAGUCUCCUGAGAGCUGGGAGAUUAUUACAGAGGACGAUUCCACCUUAUACCACAGCAACAACCAGCUCACAACACCUCCACCUCACACGCCUGCGGAGUUCCACUCGUUCUGUGAUGACCUGAGAAGCAUUCACAUUACAGGGGCCACAGCUGGCGAGCAGCGCACCUCCCAGACGGAUCACGCUAAUUCAAGUCAUUCCAGUCUCAGAGGAAGUGCCCAGACUUCAACAGGAGAGGAACAUCCUGUUAAUCCAGUGCUGCUUCCAACCUCAACUGGGCUGCCUUCAGGCUGGGAGGAGAAGCGGGACAGUAAAGGAAGACGCUACUAUGUCAAUCACAACAGCCGAACCACAACAUGGACACGACCCCUCGUUCAGAGAACCUCAGAGGCAGCAGCAGCAACAACAGCAGCAGCAACAACAGCAGCAGCAGCAGAACAGAGUGGUGCUGGUUUAUCCCAGAGCCCCUCACCAUCCCUACCACCUGUGUCCCCCGACGAGUCUCCUCUGCACACCCCAAGCCAGGAGGCCACAUAUGAAUCUGGCUUCUUGCCGGCUGGUUGGGAGGUCCGCAGUGCUCCCAAUGGAAGACCUUUUUUCAUCGACCACAACACUAAGACAACUACCUGGGAAGAUCCCAGACUAAAGAUUCCUGUGCAUAUGAGGAGGAGACCCUCACUUGACCCAUCUGAUCUCGGCCCGCUGCCCCCUGGUUGGGAGGAGAGAAUCCACUCUGAUGGGAGGAUAUUCUACAUAGAUCACAACACCAGGACCACACAAUGGGAUGAUCCCAGAUUACAGAACUCAGCCAUAACUGGACCAGCAGUGCCUUAUUCCAGAGAUUAUAAACAGAAGUAUGACUACUUCCGCAAGAAGCUGAAGAAACCGGCUGACAUCCCAAACCGUUUUGAGAUGAAGCUGAGACGAAACGCGGUGCUGGAGGACUCGUACCGACGCAUCCUCUCAGUUAAGAGAGCUGACCUGCUGAAGGCACGACUGUGGGUGGAGUUUGAGGGAGAGAAAGGAUUGGACUACGGAGGUGUGGCCCGGGAGUGGUUCUUCCUCAUGUCCAAGGAGAUGUUUAACCCGUACUACGGGCUGUUCGAGUAUUCUGCCACGGACAACUACACUCUGCAGAUUAACCCUAACUCAGGUUUAUGUAAUGAGGACCACCUGUCCUACUUCAAAUUCAUCGGCCGUGUGGCAGGCAUGGCCGUGUAUCACGGCAAACUGCUCGAUGCUUUCUUCAUUCGGCCUUUCUACAAGAUGAUGCUGCAGAAGCCAAUCACUCUCCAGGACAUGGAGUCUGUCGACAGUGAAUAUUUCAACUCGUUGAUGUGGAUUUUGGAGAACGACCCAACAGACUUGGAUUUGAGGUUCACCAUCGAUGAAGAGCUGUUUGGACAGACUCACCAGCAUGAGCUGAAGCCGGGAGGUGCAGAGAUUGUUGUCACUAACGAAAACAAGAAGGAAUACAUCCAUCUGGUGAUGCAGUGGCGGUUUGUGAACAGGAUACAGAAACAGAUGACUGCCUUCAAGGAGGGAUUCUUUGAGUUGAUACCACAAGAUCUGAUCAAGAUCUUUGAUGAGAAUGAGCUUGAGCUGCUCAUGUGUGGUCUGGGAGACGUGGAUGUGAACGACUGGAGAGAGAACACAAAGUACAAAAACAGCUACUGCUCCAACCACGUAGUUAUCCAGUGGUUUUGGAAAACGGUGCUGCUGAUGGAUGCAGAAAAGAGAAUCCGGCUUUUACAGUUUGUGACGGGCACAUCCAGGGUCCCGAUGAACGGCUUUGCGGAACUCUACGGGUCUAACGGGCCGCAGCUGUUCACCAUCGAGCAGUGGGGAACACGUGAUAAACUGCCGCGAGCCCACACAUGCUUCAACCGACUGGACCUUCCUCCUUAUGAGUCCUUCGAAGAACUGAGGGAGAAACUUCACAUCGCCAUUGAGAAUGCGCAAGGCUUCGACGGGGUGGAUUAAAGCUUCUGCAGUAAAUGAUCUGAUUUAUCAUUACUGCCAUCGGAGUAAAGCCAAGCAACAUGAUGUAUGUGGUGAAGUUGAUUGAGAGGAAAAAAGCUGUGCGUCAGACUCGGGUCUUAACCUGCCAGCUGUGUGACAGAUGAAGGACAGUCACACAACCUUCACUUUGGUCCUGUCGUGGGUUACACAUGGACAAAGGACGUUAAAUCUGGAGUGACAGAGGUGUUUAAUCACUCCGCGUGAUCUAAAGUUUACAAAUCAGCUUCUCUUCUUAUUUGAUUCUUUAUUGUAAGUCGUUCAAAAGUGUAUUCACUCUUAUUUGUUCUGCUAAAAUGCUGAAUAUUUAUAGAACUCAAUUCUGUGAAAUUACAAUAUUACAGACAUUUAUGUGAAAGUUAUAAAUAACAAAAACAUCUAACGUUAAAGAACAUUUGUUUCAUUUGGGCUGAAUUGCCUCAGAAGCUUCUCACAUCAAGUACUUGUGAGAAUUUAUCUUGAUGUUAGUGGGAAAUGAGUCAUGUUGCUUUUCUUUGGAAAUCCAUGAACUUUUCCUGUCACUGCUUGUAAGUGAUGUAAAGAGCGAACCAUUGGUCAGAGCACACUACGGUUGAGUUAUAGCCUGGUUUCACACAUUUGAAUCACUGCCCACAUCUCUGUUUUUUAGCAAUUCAAAUAAUAUUAAUUAUGUGAAAUUAAGUGGCAAUCAACCUUCUUCCCCUGUCCAGUUCAAUUCAACUUGAAAGUUAAAGUAAAGCGAACAAGUCCAAAAUACUUUUAAACAUGAUAUUAAUCCAGUUGGAAUAAUUUUAUAAGUAAAUGUCGUCCAGAGGUUUGAGAAUCAAUAGAUGAAGGCAACAGAUAUGUGUGUGUAUAUGAAGUAAACAGCAAAACAUAAAUGACAAAAUUGGCAAUUCAACCUAAAUUAAACUGAUGGGAAGGUAUUUUCUCCUCCCAAAUUUUUCUAUUAUUUAAGUUUUAUACAUAAUUUUACAUGUUUCAUUCCAGUAUAUUAGAAACACUGAUGCAAGAAAUCCUAAAUAUAUGCACCUCAAAAGCAUUAGUAGCAGAAAAUAUACAAGUUUGAGCGACUACACUUAAACCAAGUGUAUCAAUGUAUCAGUUAAUCAUUAUAGUAGUGAUGUACCAAAACCAGGACCAGUAAAAGGCUAAACUAAUUAAUAGUUCACAUCUGUGUAGUCCACAGAUGCAAAGACUACAUGCAGUGUUAGAUUGUGCUAAAAUACUAUGCAUAAUUAUGUAAAUAUAUAGAGAGACAUAAGAUGAGAGUUUCUCAGUUCUUACAUAAAUAUAAUGUACAUAAAAAUAAAACUUUGCCUUCUACGAAAUGAUGAAGCAUUUAUUGUUAAAGCUGUUAACUCAGUUUUUAACUCUGAAAAAAAAGGUUAUUGGUGCACCUCUACAUCCUUUUUGUGUUGCAUUUAUGAUCAGUAGCCACUCGUACUCAAGUUUAAUAUCAGCUGUAUACGUAUCAGAGGAAGGAAUAAAUGUAUAUACACAUUAUAUCUUCUGGCCGGUAGCGUACAGAAUCAUUCAGUUUGCAUACAGUAUGUGAAAUAUUAUGAAUCGUUGCCUUUUGUCAAUGAGUGAUAUCAUUUUGUUUUCUUCUACUCAUCAUGGGUGUCUAAUUGCAGGACAGUGCUCUAUUUUUAAGAGUGCAACUUUAAAAUUUGUUUUUUGUUGGUUGUCGAAAUUGUGUACAGAUUAUUCUCUGUUUUCAAACUGAGUAAUCACUUGUAAUACCUUUUUUUUGUUGGAAAGUAACUGUACUCAAGCAGUAGAUUUUUAACCAUUUAUUCUUUUCUGAAUGGUGAAACAUGUGUUUACACUACCUGCCAUGUUUACAGGUUGUUGACAAAGGAAGAUGUUGUGGGCCGGUUCUUGUCUCUGACAACACAGUUUUAUACUUAUGCUUUUAUAAAGUGAAGCACUUUGUUGAUAUUGACAAGUCUUACUUCUGAACUGUCUGAAUCUUUUGCCGAUCUGUCACCUGCAGACUGCUUAAAUCGCUCUUUGAGAAAAUUAUCCUAUGCUUCAAGUGCACAUGUGUUUUUAAAUGUUUACAUGUGAACAUCGCUGAAAAUAAGCACAUUCUCUUCUUUCACUUAUAUUUAAAACUGAAUAUCGAGGCCUUUGUAAUGUAUUGUAGCCUUUGAUUGUGUUUAUUGAUGUUCUAAUCUCCAAAUGGAAGUACUGUUAUAUAUGUAUCAUUGUCUAUUGAAGAAUAAUUAAUACAUCAACACUUAAUUUCCGAUAUAUCAAAUUUUGUUAUUGUAAAAUUUUAAUUGUGACACCUAUAAGUGCAUUACAACAAAAACAUACAUGCAACAUGUGUAUAUACAACAGUUUAAAGGCUGGAAUGAAUUGUAGCUCUUAAAUCCCAAUUUUGAUUUGACCUAUAGCACACCAAAUUAAAUAAAAAUAUAUUUGAAAAAUAAAGAAAUCUAAAAACAA
This is a messenger RNA of Thunnus maccoyii (southern bluefin tuna), 6246 nucleotides long. RefSeq names its product NEDD4 E3 ubiquitin protein ligase a (gene nedd4a). Gene Ontology annotation, molecular function: sodium channel inhibitor activity; protein binding; ubiquitin protein ligase activity. The record is from RefSeq and is a predicted model, not a curated record. Gene Ontology annotation, biological process: ubiquitin-dependent protein catabolic process; receptor catabolic process; regulation of dendrite morphogenesis. Bases 16 to 3774 code for a protein of 1252 amino acids. NCBI's taxonomy places the organism in Eukaryota, Metazoa, Chordata, Actinopteri, Scombriformes, Scombridae. The transcript is spliced from 25 exons.